This is a messenger RNA of Paramuricea clavata, 1251 nucleotides long. The record is from the annotation of a GenBank genome assembly. Lineage: Eukaryota; Metazoa; Cnidaria; Anthozoa; Malacalcyonacea; Plexauridae.
AUGAAAAUCCCAUCUGAUCUCGUGUUUGACAAGAACUCUGGUGACUUAGUUGGGUUUAUGGAUCUAGGAGAUCCCAUGACAAAUUUUGCUUGUCUUGAUGAGAAAGAUACCAUUGCCACCCAUGCUUUGGCAUUUCUUGUUAGGGGUUUAUGCACUGAUGUAAAACACAUCAUUGCAUAUUUCUUUACAGGAAAUGUCACUUCAUACCAAUUAAUGCCAAUUUUUUGGAAAGUGGUUUCCAUCUUAGAACUGUCUUUGGAUCUUUGGGUGGUUGGUCUUGUCAAUGAUGGUGCCUCGCCUAACAGAAAGUUAUUCAACCUCCAUGAUAAGUUGGCUGUUGAUCAGAAGUGUGAUGUUGUAUAUAAGACAAUAAAUGUUUUUGCACCAUCACGCUUCAUCUUUUUCUUUGCAGAUAUACCACAUUUAAUGAAGACAGCACGGAACUGUCUGUACAACUCUGGCUCAGGUUCACACAGUCGUUUAAUGUGGAAUGAUGGCCAAUAUCUGUUGUUUAGACACAUAGCAGAUAUUUUUUAUCGGGAUCAAGCAGUUGUCCUGCAUGUGCUUCUGAAAUUAACCUUGGAACACAUUGUUCUAACAUCUUUUAGCAAGAUGAAAGUGAAACUGGCAACUCAAGUACUCAGUCGGUCAGUUGCUCUAGCGUUGGAGGAAAGUGGAAACAGCGAGGUUUUGGGAACUGCUGAAUUCUGUAGGAUGAUGAAUGACUUUUUCGAUUGCACCAAUGUGAGAUCACUUUGCGAGCAUGAGAGAAAGAGGAACGACCUUAUCAAACCCUAUACAGCUGUUGAUGAUGAUCGGUUUGAUUGGUUACAUGAUGUUUUCCUAAAGUACCUGGAGAAUUGGAAGAGGUCCACUCUUGAAAGAGCUGGUCAAUAUUCGGCAGAUGAUAGAGGAAAAAUGUUUCUUUCCUCUCAAACCCAUGAAGGUCUUCAGAUUGCUGUACACUCCUGUGUUGAGGCUAUCCAGUUCCUGCUUCAGCAAGGGUUUCAGUACGUUCUAAGUGAACGAUUCAUGCAAAAUGUGCUGGAGGAUUACUUUGGCCAUCAGCGUGCUAAAGGAGGAAGAGCUGAUGACCCAAGUGCAUAUGAAUUCGGUUACAAUGACUUGACAAUUGCAGCACAGCGAGACAUUGCCCCGGUCGUAAGAGGAAAUGUAGGUGGCCGAUACAAGAAAAAGAAAUGGUACACUGUAAGUGAUGAGCCAGUGGAAAAGAGGAAAAAAAAUAAAUGA